GGCAGUCAUGCAAUUCCAAAACCACCAAAGGUCAGGCUUCGCACUGACUAAUACAGGGGUCCACUCACCUCCUACAGUUAUCUGUUAGACAGCCAGUGACACACAAAUUCACUGGGCCAAGGAAUACCUUAAUUUCUUUUAUGAUACUGCUGAUUAAUGCCAUACCAUGUUGACCACUGCAGAUAAGAAGAGUGUCACAUGUGCAUAGAUCUAAAACCUGAUCUGUGGACAUACCUUGUUUCUUGGGAUGAAGUGAGACUGUUUGAGGAAGUUAGAAAGGGACAGAGAGAACUAUAGAAGAUAGCUGCAUUUUUGUUGAAAUUGGUUUCAGUUCUUUCAUGAUGUUAGGAAGUGUACUGGACAAUGGCCGCAGUCGUGAGACCUGGAUACUUGGACAUUGUUGUACUAAUGGGAUAUUCACAGAACAUUCACCAUGGCUAAAUAGGAGAGCCAAACCUCUUCACCACACACUGAGUCUCCCAGUGCUGUACAACCCUACUGAUGCCAUAUAUACACACUCCCCAGUGCUUCUGAAUGCCACCAUAAACUAUCACACCAGCAGUAUGAGUCGCAAGGGUGUGGGAUCUAGUGUCCAGAAAGGAGGGACAGCCUCUGACCAGUCUGAGACACCACUGGACAAGAGUAUCCUCAAAGUCCACCUUCCCAAUGGAGGGUUCAAUAUGGUCAAAUGUGGAGAUGCUACAGAUAUAAAGGGUAUAGUGCAUCUUUUGGUAGGUCGUCUGGCAGCAGGACAGAGGUACUUUGAGGCUUGCUAUGCCCUGUACCUGCGCCACCUCCAGACAGACAAGGGGUUCUGGCUCCACAGUGAUCUGACUAUGUACCAGGUCAGACAGAAGUAUGAAUCCAAGUACCCAGCAGAUGAAUGGAGGUAUGAACUGAGGGUGCGAUAUCUUCCCAAAAGCUUUCAAGAACUACAGAUCAGAGACAAAGUGACAUUCUAUUACCUAUAUGACCAGGUUCGCAAUGACUAUAUGAAAAAAAUGGCCAGUAAUAUUGAUCCAGAUGUCGCUAUCAAAUUAGGUUGCAUUGAGAUCAGGCGUUUUUUUAAAGACAUGCCUCAGACUGCUCUCGAGAAAAAAUCUAAUAUAGAAUACUUAGAGAAAGAGAUUGGUUUGAAAAGAUUUAUGCCCAAGACUGUUUUAGACAGUAUGAAGCCAAAAACAUUAAGGAAAGCCAUUCAACAGAAUUUCAAGCAAUAUGCACCGCUGUCUGAAGAGGAAUGCAUUUUUACAUUUUUUGAAACUCUUUUCACUGUACACAAAUUUAACCAAGAGAGAUUUAAAUGUGCUUUAGGGUCAAGUUGGAGCAUCUCAGUAGAACUUGUAAUUGGCCCAGAUGUAGGCAUCAGUUAUUUGACAGAAAAGGCUUCUUCACCUACACAAAUGGCUGAGUUUGCCCAGGUCCAGUCUAUCCAGACAGUGUGCAGUGACACAGACUCUAAGGGGUUACUUCAGCUGAAGAUAGCUGGUGCAGCAGAACCCCUCACCAUUACCUGCCCAACAUCCAACACAGCUGAGGACAUUGCAGAUCUUAUAGAUGGCUACUGCAGGCUGGUCAAUGGCACCAAGGCUUCAUUCUGGAAGAGGAAAGCAUCUCUAAGGACACAGACCUUGGUAUCAGGAGACGACAGCCUUCCUAAAACCCCAAGGCACAGCGUAAGAAGGACGUCUAGCAGAAAAGGCAACAGUGGCCCAGGAAGUCCCUCAGAUUUUAGUGAUUAUGCAGAGAUUGUUGAAGAGGAUGAUGACUACUCAACACCUGGAUCCAAAGAGGACUGGGAAAUAUCAAGAGACCAUUUUGACCUUGGAGAAAUUUUAGGAGAAGGUCAAUUUGGAGAUGUCCAUAAAGGAAAAUACAAAGACAAGGACAACCAGGUCAUUCCAGUGGCAAUUAAAACGUGCAAAAUAGACAAUGAAGACUGUAUGGCUGAAAAGUUUUUGGAAGAAGCAUACAUCAUGCAGCAAUUUGAUCACCCCCAUAUAGUUAAGUUAAUAGGAAUAUGCUCAGAAAGUCCUAUAUGGAUUGUAAUGGAACUGGCCAAACAUGGGGAGAUGCGUGCUUACCUACAAAGUAACAAGCACAUGUUGAGUCUAGCUACUCUGAUCAUGUAUGCCUACCAGCUCAGUACUGCACUGUCUUACCUGGAAAGUAAAAAGUUUGUACACAGAGACAUAGCAGCCAGGAAUGUGCUAGUGUCAGCUCCAGACUGUGUUAAGUUAGGAGACUUUGGUCUGUCCAGAUGGGUGGAGGAGCAGAGUUAUUAUAAAGCUUCCAAAGGCAAACUGCCCAUCAAGUGGAUGGCUCCAGAGUCUAUCAACUUUAGAAGAUUCACUACUGCUAGUGAUGUAUGGAUGUUUGGUGUGUGUAUGUGGGAGAUCUUGAUGUAUGGAGUGAAGCCAUUUCAAGGAGUGAAGAACAAUGAUGUGAUUGGGAAGAUAGAAGCUGGAGAGAGGCUGGCUCUCCCCCAUGGCUGUCCACCUGCCCUCUAUAACCUGAUGUGCACAUGCUGGGCAUAUGAACCAUCUGGAAGGCUCAACUUUACAGAUGUCCGCAAUAUUUUACAGGGUAUAUUAGAAGAGGAACGUCAGCGAGAGCAGGAACAGAUGCACAGAGAUAACAGAAGAGUGCAGGCCAUGUCAUGGGGUAAUGACUUGGAUGAACCUCCACCAAAGCCGGCCAGACCCCAAUACCCAGUAACAGUGGACAGACAGGUCUCACCAACCAGCGGUUCAUCACCAAACUUGAGUUUUGAAAACUCCCAGAACUCCCCCUCACACUUGCAGCAGCAGCCACAAUCCACUUAUAACACGGUCACCCUGGCCUCCUCUGUUGUCAACCCAUAUAGCACAACCCGUGUCACUGGGGCCGCUCACAGUAGUAGUUUUCCUAACAUUCCACAAAGUUAUGCAAGGACUGCAGCACAGGCCACAGAACUUACUUCACAUGGACACUAUCAGGUGCCAUCUCCAAGAAAUUCUUUUGUCCAAGUGUCUGGGACAUCGUCACCAAAAAGGCCACUUAGUGUUCAUGAGAGGGAAGAAAUUGAGCGGCAUAACUUAUUGGAACAACAGAAGAUGGCAGAGUUAGAGAAAACACUUAUAGAAGAGCAACUAAAGCAGCAAAAGAUGGAAUCAGAGGAGGACUCAAGGUGGUUGAGUCAGCAAGUGGGAAAGAAUGGAGAAAAAUUACCAAAAACAGAAAAAAGGCAGCCGUCUUCUAGCAGGUCAUCGGUGUCUGGAGGCAGCCGAGGUCCUAGCCCUGUGGUAGGCAGCAGUAGUGACCAGAGUGAUACAGGAGCAGGAGAUCAGGCCAUGGGCAGCUCAACUUUACCUUACAUAGAACUGGACAGAACAGAUGACCAGGUUUAUGCCAGUACAACAAGUGUGGUGCGUGCUGUAAUGGACAUGUCACGUCAAAUACCUCUGGCAUCACCUGAGGAGUAUGUGGAAUUAGUAAAGGGUGUGGGUCUGGAGCUGAGGAAACUUGUUGUCAGUGUGGAUGAACUGGUGCCACAUUUACCUGACAAUACACACACACAGAUUGAAAUGGCCAACAAAGUCCUGAGUUCGGAUAUGGCUGGUCUGAUCCAUGCAAUGAAGCUUGCCCAGCAGUACAGUCUGACCACCAUGGAUGGGGAGUAUAGGAAGGCUCUACUGAAGUCUGCUCAUGCUCUGGCCAUGGACUCCAAACAAUUACUGGACACUGUAGAUUUUGCAAGAAUGGAGGCCCAGCAGCAUGCAGAGCAUGGGACUUGAUAGGUGGAAGGCUGGCUUUUAUUUUUAUUUACUUUUUUUUUUUUACUGUAGAAUGUCGGUUAUUCAAGAUGCCAUAUAAGAAUGUCAAAGAAGCGAAGAGAGAAAUACCAGGGAGGAAAUGGAAUGUUGAAGGAAAUUAUCAAUGCGGAAGUAAUAGUGCUGCAGUUCCUGUAAUUCUUACAAGAUUCUUGAAAAUAUGGCAAAUUUCCCAGUGCAAGUCAACGGUCGCAAGAUUGAGCAAUUUGGCUAUCUUUCAAGCUUUUGCUAUUCAUCAAUGUGCUUACUAUGCAGCUGUAGUAAAAAUGUUAACCUCUUGUUUUGGUUAUUUUCAAUUUGAGAAUUUUUUUCAUUCUUAGUAUAUCUGUAUUUUAUUUGGAAUAAGAAUUAAUUACUUCCAAAAGAAUUACAUAAUUAAAACUUCAAGUAGUGCUUGUUUGUUGAUGAUAUUGCCACUUCUUGUAUAUUAGUAGCUGCUGGACAGCUUUUAGUCGUUCAAAUGUUGUCCGUCAAUUUUUUUUAGGAUAAUUUUGUCUUCAGAUUAACUUAUCAUAAGAAAUGAUACAUUAUUAUACUUUUCACAAAAUCUCAAGAAAGAUAUAACCAAAGUAGGUUUUUAAUUAUUUUACUAAGUAGUGUGUGGCUCCAAGUUGACCCUUGUCGCCUUCUCUCUCCUGUGAUUUUCGUUUUAUAUACAUAUAUAAUAUUGAUUUACUGUGAACGUAAUGUACAAGCGUGUUCACAAGCUUUGUCAGAAAUAGAUAUGUAUAAUACUUUUAUAUAGUAUGAAAUAUGUAAUAAGAGUUUGUAUGUAAACUGUUAAUAUGAUAGCUUAUAAAGAAAAAGGGGUGCUUAAUAUGCCGUGUUGUGCAAUCUACGCAAUACUCACUCGCUGCAAUUGUCGCAAUUGUGACGUCCGUAUGACCUUACAGAAACACAGAUGAAGCCUUUGAGGUGUGUAGCCGGGGUCGUAGGGAAGCGGUAGGUCUGCAGCUUCAUGUCUCUCACGACCUGCCAGGUUAGAUUAGCAAUACCAUCCUCAUUCACUUAGAAUUUAUAUGCAGGUUUUCUGUGGAUGUGCAACCAGGCACAGCAAACUACUAACAUGAAAAUUGACUUUUGUCUUCCUGUGUGUCAUGAAUAAUCAAACUUCAGUGACCUGGACUUGCUCUUAAAACACUGUGUAUGGCCCUGGGCUGAAUUUGAAAGUUAAACAUUGAUUUUUAUGAUACGUGUGUACAUCUGAAGUAGUUCUUGGAGAUUCUUUCAAUACUGAUGAUAUUCAUUUCUAAGCUUAUUGUAUAGGUUAUGGAUCGGUGAGAAGUUACUUAGUACAUUGGCUUUCGUGCAUUUUUAUUUCCUGUUUUUGAGUUAAAGAAAAUGUGUUAAGCCACACACACACAUACAUACACACAUAUAUAUAGCAGUUGUGUAUAUAUAUCACAUUGUAACAUAUGUAAAUAUGGAGCCAUAUUGAUCACCUCGCGAUUUGUACAUGAAAUGAUUAAUCAGUUCUUAGUAAAGUUGAUACCUGUAACUGUUUAACCAGGCCAUCAAAAUAAAUUCAUUGAAUCAUU
Molecule: messenger RNA, 5350 nt
Organism: Lingula anatina
Lineage: Eukaryota; Metazoa; Brachiopoda; Lingulata; Lingulida; Lingulidae
Product: focal adhesion kinase 1
Biological process (GO): signal complex assembly; protein phosphorylation
Cellular component (GO): focal adhesion; cytoskeleton
Molecular function (GO): ATP binding; protein tyrosine kinase activity
Source: RefSeq, a predicted model, not a curated record